Messenger RNA from Rattus rattus (black rat), 4680 nucleotides. RefSeq names its product potassium inwardly rectifying channel subfamily J member 3 (gene Kcnj3). The record is from RefSeq and is a predicted model, not a curated record. Gene Ontology annotation, cellular component: plasma membrane. The coding region runs from base 483 to 1988 and encodes 501 amino acids. NCBI's taxonomy places the organism in Eukaryota, Metazoa, Chordata, Mammalia, Rodentia, Muridae. Gene Ontology annotation, biological process: potassium ion import across plasma membrane; regulation of monoatomic ion transmembrane transport. Gene Ontology annotation, molecular function: G-protein activated inward rectifier potassium channel activity. The transcript is spliced from 3 exons.
GUUUAGAAGCUUGGGGAGUUAGCGGGUGGGGUGGGACUUGCUUGUCAAACUCAUUAAUUUUCAGCAACCAGUUCAGGGGUGCUGCAAGACAGUCGAGGGGUGGGGUGCUGUCGAAAGGUAAGAGGUGACCCGGGAUGCCGGUGGUGGCAAAAAGAGAAGCCUCAAAGAGCUCAGAGGCAAAAUUGCACUUGGGUCCUUGCCCCUUGCAUCACUCUUGCCUUGAGUGUGGGAGAACACUUCUGUUUUAACACGCUCCGGGGAAAGAAAGCCUCUGUCCCAGGGGAGGAAAGGUGUCGGACGGGGCAGAGACUGCUGCUACCUGCAGGGUGCUCCCCACCCCCCAUCCCCAACCCAGGCGCCUGCUUUCGUCCCCUCCCCUCCUGCUUUCGUCCCCUGCCCCCACCUCCUUAUUGGUGCUGGUUUGCAGCGCUUGGUUCCUGCGCCUCCGCUUCGUGUUUGAAUCUGGAUCGCCCCUCCGUAUUAUGUCUGCACUCCGAAGGAAAUUUGGGGACGAUUACCAGGUAGUGACCACUUCGUCGAGCGGUUCGGGCUUGCAGCCCCAGGGGCCAGGACAGGGCCCGCAGCAGCAGCUUGUACCCAAGAAGAAACGGCAGCGGUUCGUGGACAAGAACGGCCGGUGCAAUGUGCAGCACGGCAACCUGGGCAGCGAGACCAGUCGCUACCUUUCCGACCUCUUCACUACCCUGGUGGAUCUCAAGUGGCGUUGGAACCUCUUUAUCUUCAUCCUCACCUACACCGUGGCCUGGCUCUUCAUGGCGUCCAUGUGGUGGGUGAUCGCUUAUACCCGGGGCGACCUGAACAAAGCCCAUGUCGGCAACUACACUCCCUGUGUGGCCAAUGUCUAUAACUUCCCCUCUGCCUUCCUUUUCUUCAUCGAGACCGAAGCCACCAUCGGCUAUGGCUACCGCUACAUCACCGACAAGUGCCCCGAGGGCAUCAUCCUUUUCCUUUUCCAGUCCAUCCUUGGCUCCAUCGUGGACGCUUUCCUCAUCGGCUGCAUGUUCAUCAAGAUGUCCCAGCCCAAAAAGCGCGCCGAGACCCUCAUGUUUAGCGAGCAUGCGGUUAUUUCCAUGAGGGACGGAAAACUCACUCUCAUGUUCCGGGUGGGCAACCUGCGCAACAGCCACAUGGUCUCCGCGCAGAUCCGCUGCAAGCUGCUCAAAUCUCGGCAGACACCUGAGGGUGAGUUUCUACCCCUUGACCAACUUGAACUGGAUGUAGGUUUUAGUACAGGGGCAGAUCAACUUUUUCUUGUGUCCCCUCUCACCAUUUGCCACGUGAUCGAUGCCAAAAGCCCCUUUUAUGACCUAUCCCAGCGAAGCAUGCAAACUGAACAGUUCGAGGUGGUCGUCAUCCUGGAAGGCAUCGUGGAAACCACAGGGAUGACUUGUCAAGCUCGAACAUCAUACACCGAAGAUGAAGUUCUUUGGGGUCAUCGUUUUUUCCCUGUAAUUUCUUUAGAAGAAGGAUUCUUUAAAGUCGAUUACUCCCAGUUCCAUGCAACCUUUGAAGUCCCCACCCCUCCAUACAGUGUGAAAGAGCAGGAAGAAAUGCUUCUCAUGUCUUCCCCUUUAAUAGCACCAGCCAUAACCAACAGCAAAGAAAGACACAAUUCUGUGGAGUGCUUAGAUGGACUAGAUGACAUUAGCACAAAACUUCCAUCGAAGCUGCAGAAAAUUACGGGGAGAGAAGACUUUCCCAAAAAACUCCUGAGGAUGAGUUCUACAACUUCAGAAAAAGCCUAUAGUUUGGGUGAUUUGCCCAUGAAACUCCAACGAAUAAGUUCGGUUCCUGGCAACUCUGAAGAAAAACUGGUAUCUAAAACCACCAAGAUGUUAUCAGAUCCCAUGAGCCAGUCUGUGGCCGAUUUGCCACCAAAGCUUCAAAAGAUGGCUGGAGGACCUACCAGGAUGGAAGGGAAUCUUCCAGCCAAACUGAGAAAAAUGAACUCUGACCGCUUCACAUAGCAAAACACCCCAUUAGGCAUUAUUUAAUGUUUUGAUUUAGUAUUAGUCCAAUAUUUGGCUGAUAAGAUAAUCCUCCCCGGGAAAUCUGAGUGGUCAAUCCCAGUCUGGCAAAUUCAUCAGAAGACUCUUCAUUGAAGUGUUGUUACUGUGUUGAACAUGAGUUACAAAGGGAGGACAUCAUAAGAAAGCUAAUAGUUGGCAUGUAUUAUCACAUCAAGCAUGCAAUAAUGUGCAAAUUUUGCAUUUAGUUUUCUGGCAUGAUUUAUAUAUGGCAUAUUUAUAUUGAAUAUUCUGGAAAAAUAUAUAAAUAUAUAUUUGAAGUGGAGAUAUUCUCCCCAUAAUUUCUAAUAUAUGUAUUAAGCCAAACAUGAGUGGAUAGCUUUCAGGGCACUAAAAUAAUAUACAUGCAUACAUACAUACAUGCAUAUGCACAGACACAUACACACACAUACUCAUAUAUAUAAAACAUACCCAUACAAACAUAUAUAUCUAAUAAAAAUUGUGAUGUUUUGUUCAAAUUUGUAUUUCUCGUGCAUGUUUACUUUACUAGACUAGGAAGGCUGCUGGCAUUGAUUAUGAAUACCAAAUAUUUUAGCCUUAAAUUAUUUGUUAUUUAAAAAUCUGAUUUAAUGUUUUCUGCUGUUGAGGUCAAGGAAUCUUUCAACUGUAUUUUAUCAUGAAAGGGUAGCAGAUUUGUGGAGUUUUCGACACCACAGUGACAUCAUUAUUAUGCAUUUAAUUUGUAAAUUUUAGAGUGUACCAGUACAUGGCACACAUCACUGAACUUUUCUUAUGAUUUUUAGAAGUCACUAGAACUUGGGUGGGGGAGGGGUGAAUAAGAGUUAUUUAACUCAUCAAUUCUGAAACUCACUAAUAUCUGGAAGUUGGUUUUGUACUCCAAUAAAAAUAUGAGCUCUGAACAAAUGCUGAAUCAUUGGAACUGUCAGUAGCCAGGUUAUUGUGACUAUGUCAGAGUCUGUGUGAAACUGACAGGGUAAAUGGUGCCUGUGUCAAAAUGAGUUGGUUGAAAAUGUUUUCUUCUUUUUCUGGAACUUUUGUCAUCCAUAAAGACUCGUAGGUAUUUCAGGAGACAUAACAGCACAAUGAAACAGAUCAUAAAUACUUGUGCUGGGAAUGUGUACGUAUGCCUAACAGAGACUUUUUAUGCUGCUCUCCUGUUUAUGGCAUUUGUUGUGAAAGGAUAGAUUAUUUUCCUGGUCUGGGGAACCUAUCCCAGGUCUGUCACUCGUAAUUUAGCACAGACCUGAGAGAAAUUAAAAUCAAACGAAUUGACAAUGUUUGUACACUCAGGAUCUUUUUGAUUUUGUUUAGGUGUUGAACAAUUUUUUUACUGUUGCCUUGAAUCCCUGACAUCCAGAAUAAUUUCAGCAGUACUACCUUUCAACCCCCAACAUCUGGCUGUUAUCAAACUUGAUCAGUAGUAUAUCUUUAACACAAUGCUUUAGAACAAAAAGGGUGGUUUUUUUUUUUUUUUUGAAAGUGCACAAGUACUUCUUUGCGUACUAACAUAGAUUUUCCUAUACAUUUUUGAUGGUAUUUAUAAUACACCUUAGCCCAGAAUUAACCCACUUCUCAUUAAUAUAUAGAUCACUGAUGGUUGGUUUGAGCACACAGCAUUCCUAAUUGUUUAAUGAUCCUGCGAUAAUUUUAUUAGAGGCAAAUUAUUACAUCUACAGUAUAUCAUCCACUAUAUCUUCUGGCUACCUCUGUAUCAACCAAAUUCUGUAGGUGCAAACACAUAACAGGGAAUAACUACUGGAAAAAUGGUCAACAUUAGCAUCCAUCCACUGUGAAUCGAGCAGUUGUCCUACCCCUUGAUCACCAAAUGUUCUUAUUUGCUAGACGGAGGUGAUGAUUAACAGACAGAAAAGGGGGACUAGUGGGGAAAGUAUAUUUAGCAGUGGAGGAAGCUGCAUAGAUCAUUUAGUCCAACACCUUAAAACUAUACAGAGCCAUACUAUUCUUUGGAGAGUCAUUUUAACUUGUUUUUGGUAUUGUGAAAAACCAAAAGCAAACUCUCUGAAUUUAUUCAUUUAACAAAAUUUUUGCAUGCCUUCUUUGACCUAGGCAUUGUUUUCUAGUGUAGUUCCUGGGGAUUUAGACAUGUACAAUGUAUCAGCAAGAGAGUGUAGGGAGAGAGAAUGAGAGAGAGAGGGAGAGAGAGAGAGAGAGAGAGAGAGAGAGAGAGAGAGAGAGAGAGAGAGAGAGAAGAGAGAGAGAAUCCAGUAGUCAACAUUUCAACUAGGAGAAUGAAAACAAGGUAGCAAUGGAAAAGGGUAUAGGAUGAUAUGUAUUCAGAAAGUGAUACUUAGGAAGUUGAUUGACAUUAGGAGUGAAAACUCAAUGAUGAAAAAGAGCCAGUGUUGCCAAAAAUCAAUUCAAGUGAACAGUACACCUUUACCUUUUCCGCAUACGUGUGGGAACAGUAUGAUUUCUGCAUGUACUUGCAGUUUAACCCCUAUUUCUAGGUUGAUCAUAGGAUCCAGUCUGCCCAGGAAAAUUGAAGUUUAUACUUGUUGUACUUGUGUAAUUAUUAGUAGCCCUCUCUUUGAAUCCUAUUAUGUCCUGGUUUGGAUGAUAUAUGGUAAAGUUUUGUUGACACUAACAAAAUUAUUGAGUCUAAUAUAUUUGGAAAAAAAAAUAAAGAAUUGCUUUACUUCUCUUUCCUUGA